UCCAUUUCUGUUUCUGCUCGAUUUCGGAGACGCUAUCCUCCAAACCUACGACCUUCAGCAACUAGGCGGCCCAGUAUGUCGAAGACGGUGCAGAUAUCCUCACCGGCACAGCUGAGUGACCUGCUGAAGGCAUCCAGAAUUGUGGUGGCCGACUUCUACGCCGACUGGUGCGGGCCUUGCAAGCAGAUCGCACCUAUCUACGAACAGCUGUCACAGGGCCUCUCGCGCGAGAACGUCGUUACCUUCGUUAAGGUCAAUACCGAUCAGCAAAAGGAGAUUGCGGAAGCCUACGGGGUUACAGCACUGCCAACAUUUAUUGUCUUCCGCGAUGGCAAGGUAAUCGAGAAGGUCCAGGGCGCAGACCCUCGGAAGCUACAGGAAGUGGUCAAGAAGCUCGGAGCGGAGGUCGAGAAUGUCGGCACCGGAGGCGAGGCGAGCGGCAGCGGAAGCAGCGGGGCCAGCUGGAGGGGCGCCGACCUUCCGCGAGGCUACACCGAUAUCACCAGCCAGAUUGAGAUCCAGCGAUGUGAGCUCCUGAACGUCGCCUCGGAUACCGGUGGCGUCCGGGUUCUCUUCGAUUCUGCGAAGCCCAGCGCGCUUGCCGGGGGCAAGGCAAAUGCAAAGGACUGGAUUGAGAGCGAUACAGACGAGCAGCUGAUGUUGUUCCUGCCCUUCCAGUCGAUGAUUAAACUCCACACUCUACAGAUCACCUCUCUCCCCCCGACCGACGUCGACGACGACGAUGCACCAAUGAGGCCGCGCACGAUCAAGCUCUUCAGCAACAAGCCGCACAAUCUUGGAUUCGACGAAGCCGACGACACCACCCCAACUCAGGUCAUCGAGCUCUCGGAGAAUGACUGGAAUAAGGACGGUACUGCCAACAUCGGCCUGCGCUAUGUCAAAUACCAGAAUAUCAACAGCCUCGUCAUGUUCGUCGUGGACGGAGACGGUGACAGCGAGAAGGUACGGCUGGAUCGAGUGAGGCUGGUAGGAGAGUCUGGCGAGAAAAGAGAGAUGGGCAAGUUGGAGAAGAUUGGAGAUGAACCUGGAGAGUGAUCUGAUUUACGGCUUUACGAGAGGGUUGAAGACGCGGGCACCGUCGUCGUCUAUCUACAUUAAACAGGUGUAAUUGCUGGCUUCCGGUUGGCAGGCUCGAUGACAGGGAGAUAGCAUGGCAGGGAGACACAUGACUUUGGCGAGCUUCGAGUUUUGUAAUGAAGCUUCCACAUGAAUAGAGAAAUGGGAGGGCCCUCCUGCGCAGCUCACUUCAUCCGGAGUGUUCGUGUCGCUAAUGGUUUAGACUUUGCUACCUACCUAAGUUCUUCGUGCUACUUUGGAAGUCGCCCAGAAGCCCCGGGGGCAGGCAUCCCCUCGUGGUCGGUCGGAAAAUAGGGGCUAGGGGAGUCACGUGGUAUGCCUUGCCGAAAUCACGAACAUCCUUGGACGGACAUUUUGAC
This is a messenger RNA of Phialemonium atrogriseum, 1457 nucleotides long. Its product is annotated as PITH domain-containing protein. The transcript is spliced from 3 exons. Gene Ontology annotation, cellular component: cytosol. Lineage: Eukaryota; Fungi; Ascomycota; Sordariomycetes; Cephalothecales; Cephalothecaceae. The coding region runs from base 76 to 1056 and encodes 326 amino acids. The record is from RefSeq and is a predicted model, not a curated record. Gene Ontology annotation, molecular function: protein-disulfide reductase activity.